UUUAAAUAGUCUCGUUGUGUGUUUGUGAGCAGAGAGACAGAAGCUGGGAUUAGUGCAGCGGUUCGACGACAACUUCACAUAUUCGUCUCUUGGCUUUUUUACAGAUUUGCGAUUCACUUUACGAGGUGUAAAAAGCGGUGCUUACUUUGAGAAGUGUUACUGAGGGGAAAAAAGUUGCUGUGGAACACAGUAGAUUCAGAAGCUGAGCAUGGGUACCAGUGAGAGUAAGAUGGCUGUGGCAUCCACACCCAAGCCAGAUCCAAUCCAGCGGCUCAGGAAUCAAUGCUUAGCCCAGCUCGCAGACCCUCGAUCUCCCUCCUGCGGGAUCAGCCGCACACCAAUACAGGUGAGUGGUGCAACGUCUACAGUCCAAGAGGUUCAGGAGAGAGUCGGCCCCGUGUUUGUUGAUCCACGAUCACCUACAGCUGGCAUUGUUCGCACUCCCCUAAAGGACAGUGUGAAAGUAACUGUCAGCUCACUGGCUCGUCGACUGAGCACAUUCUUCCUCAAUGAUGUGAUGGUUGGAGACUCUGCACCUACUCCGUUCCCACCUGUGUCCUUAGCUGAACAUCACAGCAUGCCUAGUGUAGAGCAGCAAGAUGAGCUGAGCUCCAAAGAGCCCCUCCUCCCACCUCAUUCCUGUGACUCUCUUAGUGGGCCCAUCAAAUGCCCAUCUACUUUGGCAGAUUGCAGCUCUUCCAUGGGUUACGGCUCCUUCUGCAGCAGUCCAUUUGUGGUGAUCGGUGAGGUUCAGGUAGAGGGUGGGACAGAUGCUGACACCACUAUUGAUGAGGCUGAGGAGGCUGUCCUUCUGGGUGAGUCUCCCCUCAAGCGGGAGCUCAGUCUCAGCAUGCUCGGCUGCCGCGAGGGUGUUUACUCGCCAGAGUUCUUUCCCUCAGCUGAGGAGCGUCCUUCCACUCCUCUUCCUCCAUUUGAGGACAGGCAAGAUGUGGAUCACUCCUAUGUACACCCUUGCAUUACCUGUAAGCCUGUACAGUCUGCUCUUGUUCCAGUCCAAGAAGCCAUCUUGCCACCAAGCACUACUGACACUCCACAGUCACCUGAGCAGGAGAUUGUUGUGGAAGAAAUUGCUAUAGCGCCAGAGCAAGGUCUACAACAGAAGUCGAUGUCUGCCAAUUCUGAGCCAACCAAGAGUGAAGUCCUGGUGCCUGCUAUAACAUUCCCCAAGUUUGAUACCCGCAGCCCGAGCCAGGCUAUAUUUAAACCCCAGUGGCUGGGAGUAGGAUUUGGAGCAUCAGGUGUCCGUGCAAGAGGAGUUCAGAACCGUGUGAGAGGAACCUCCUCCCCCCUGUCCACCCGCAGACCAACUACUGAUGAGAAUGAGAAUAAGGUUGUGCUCAACAAGCAAAAGCAGAGAGGCAAAACACUUAUUGGUGAAGGCAGAUCUCCUCUGCAGAUCCUCAAAGAAACCAAUUCGCCCAGAAAGAACACUACACAGAUGAAGAUGAAGGUUUCUACUCCAGAGAAACAGAGGUUUGGCCAAAUGGACAGAAGAGCCCUCAUUCUUUCUCUGGACAAAGAGAACCAGUGAAGGACGUGAACUGGACUACAUUUAUAAGCAAACACUCUGUACAUAGAGCUCAGAUUCUUUCUCAGAAAGCAGCUGUACAGUAAAUGUAAACUUUGUGUGUGCCCUAUGUGGAUGUAAUUUUACAUUCCUUUUCUACAUUAUCUUUUCAAUGUCUUCCUUAUUUCCUUAAAAAUUUGUAAAUAAAAUCAAAAUUAUUUUAAUUUUA
Hemibagrus wyckioides is the source of this 1757-nucleotide messenger RNA. RefSeq names its product cell division cycle associated 3 (gene cdca3). The transcript is spliced from 7 exons. The record is from RefSeq and is a predicted model, not a curated record. Bases 209 to 1552 code for a protein of 447 amino acids. Lineage: Eukaryota; Metazoa; Chordata; Actinopteri; Siluriformes; Bagridae.